Molecule: messenger RNA, 1546 nt
Organism: Patiria miniata (bat star)
Lineage: Eukaryota; Metazoa; Echinodermata; Asteroidea; Valvatida; Asterinidae
Product: muscarinic acetylcholine receptor gar-3-like
Exons: 2
Coding region: 1-1479 (492 amino acids)
Biological process (GO): adenylate cyclase-activating adrenergic receptor signaling pathway
Cellular component (GO): membrane
Molecular function (GO): G protein-coupled receptor activity
Source: RefSeq, a predicted model, not a curated record
AUGGCAUGUGGCACACAGUUGGAGUAUCUCAUGAGAAAGGACCAUCGAAAGUGUGUGUAUGGUUUUGCUUGGCCAUUUUGUCCUCUAUAUCUAGCUCUCAUCAAGAUGGAUAUCUCUUCUGAGGUUUUCAACACGAGCGACUUUAUUGCUGACGAGUUGCCAUCUACUACAUCCACCUUCCGCACAGUAUGUAUUUCUCUUGUGGUUGGCCUGAUCGUUCUCGUCACGACCGUGGGUAACAUCCUGGUCAUCGCUUCUUUCGUCUCGGACCGUCGCAUCAGGGCCGCCAUGGGCAACUGGUUCAUCUUAAACCUCUCGAUCUGCGAUCUCACCACGGGGGUUGCCGUGCUGCCGUUCAACACUCACUGGGUCAUUGUCGGUCGCUGGAGCUUUGGUGAAGCCUUCUGCAAACUCUGGCUCAUUGUGGACUUCUCCAUAACUCACAUCUCCAUUCUUAGCGUCAUCUUCAUCAGCUUGGACCGUUACUGGAUGGUCACAAAGACAUCCAAAUACCGCUCCUUUCUGUCAAAGAAAAAAGUUCAGACAAUGACCGCCGCGGCAUGGAGCGUCAUCGUGAUCUACUAUACAUUCGUGGCACUUGCCUGGGCUCCACUUACCAAGGAAAGUCCCUUUAAUUAUGACGAAGACUGUGAAUUGGAUGCCGUUUUGAACAUGUAUUUCACGAUCGUGCAAAUUAUUUUUGAAUUUGUUCUUCCCUUGAUUGUCAUCACGUAUUUGAAUCUGAUUGUCUACACUGAAAUAAAACGACGGUCGGGUGGUUUGAAAAGAAUGGCGCACGCCUCGCUCAAAAUGGAAGGAAUACAGGCACCGUCAAAAAUUCAAUCAACUAUUAAAAGGGUUCGGAUGUGUUCGGUUAAACCGUUAGGAAUUAAACACGAUGAAGCUAUGGCGUCACUCGAUUCAGGUAGUGACUAUGACAUUCGUCAGAUAGAUUCACAGAAUUCUGCAGUUGCAACCGCAGCAGAAAAUAAAGGACCUGGAUCGGCAUGUCCUGGUGAUCACGACUCGGUAAAAACAUUUCCUUAUUGCGAACAAGAACGCUCAGUCAUCGACACGUCAACAGUUAGUUCUCAUCGGCAGAUGCCGGCAGAUGUUGAGAAUAAGCGUCAUAGCAUUGGUCUGACCGAAAGUCGGAAAUCAGACCGUAGAAACCAAACAGUUACCCACAAGGAAUUCAAAAAGCACAGGAAAGCAGCAAUUACUUUGGCAGCUCUCGUUAUCGUGUUUGUCAUCUGUUGGCUGCCGUACCACAUCACUGCCGCAUGGAACAUGAUUUGUCGCGGCUGCGUCGGCGACCUUGCCUGGGAGGUUGUCAACUACAUGCUGUGGUGUAACUCCACCGUGAACCCAUUCUUGUAUGCUAUUACAAACGUUCGGUUCCGGAGGAACUUCAUUCGGUUCCUCGGAUGCCGACGGCUCCUGCGACAAGGAAGGAGACCUGUCAGUGAUACUCUCUGAUUGACUUCCGACUGGAAGAAUUGAAACUGGACUAACUGUACUUCAGCCGCCCGUUAUUCUGAUGAUG